AUGGAUAUUUCUCCUGCACCACCUGCGUAUUCCGCAGCUCCGAUUAUCGACCCAUGUCGAUGCACACAUUAUUCACCAUGUGCUUGCCCUUCACUUCCGGAGCACGCGCAAUGGCCUUUGCGAAGGCGAAGGGAUGAAUGGUCUCCAAUGUGGCUGCAACAGCCCAUCGACGACGAAGACCCUAAUAAAAUCAUAGCCAAGAUCAUGAAGAAGGAGCGCUGGCGAUAUAUGAUGAAGGAUAUUAGAAAUGCUUUUACGCACUUAUUCUUCAAUUCACAACGUUCUCAUCAAGGACCACCCCCAGUACGGUCGUUCAGAUGGUUGGUAUCAUGUCAUUAUUCUCCCGAGGACUAUCAGUAUGUGCGGACGCCCCCAUGGCGAAUGCUUGUGCGCCUAUACUGCCACGACCUUCCCAAGGAGUUGAAAGAUGAAAAGGACAGAUGGUCGAUGAGGUCGUGGCGAGACCAUCCACCAAAAGUUUCGAAUCAAAUACGCGCCCGCGUAGAGUCAGAUAAUGCGCCUGCCGAAAUAACAUGCGGGCGACGAUACGUCUUCUCGCUCAUGUCUCCGGAAAUGAGUCAAUCUUUGGUGGGGGAUUGGCUUGCUGUAGUCUACAUUUGGGCUACAGAUCGUAAGCGAGUAGAGAAUACUGAUGGAAGAGAUUUGAUUUCCCUCGGCAAUCUCGUCGGUAUUCGUGCCUGGGAAUGGGUCGAUGCAGUUGACGCCCCUCAUAAGACUCCCUAUUUAUUUUACGAACUCUCGCAAGAAUCGGAUCGUACGCUCAAGGAUACAGUAUUUGGUGGGCUGCCGUAUGCAAAUUAUGAUAGUCUUCCAAUCCACCCGGAGGACCCUCUGCCGGCCAGACUUGCUGGAUUACGGCGUUUGAUGAACACGGAAGGAAGAGAGUUAGCGUCUGCGUAUUACGAUUAA
Messenger RNA from Trichoderma harzianum CBS 226.95, 930 nucleotides. RefSeq lists its product as hypothetical. The record is from RefSeq and is a predicted model, not a curated record. NCBI's taxonomy places the organism in Eukaryota, Fungi, Ascomycota, Sordariomycetes, Hypocreales, Hypocreaceae. Bases 1 to 930 code for a protein of 309 amino acids. The transcript has 2 exons.